AGAAACAAAAACCCUAACCAUUAUAUUAUAUAUACCCUUGAUUUGCAAAUUGCAUACUUACAUUCACUCACUCAUUCAUUUGCUGCUCAAAGAUAUUCCUGUGUCUGAUCUGAAGAAAGAGCUAGAGAUGGUUAGAGUAAGAAUUUAGGAGCCAUGGAUAGAAUUAACUCAAAAUUAGGCAUUACUUCUGUCUUCUUCUUAGUAACAUACUUCUUAGCAGUCACAAUUUCACCUGAUCAACAAGUUAACGCUCGAGCAUUCUUUGUUUUCGGUGAUUCACUUGUCGAUAACGGGAAUAACAACUAUCUUACAACAAGUGCCCGUGCCGAUUCACCGCCGUAUGGUAUUGAUUACCCAACUGGUCGGCCAACCGGACGUUUCUCUAAUGGCCUUAACAUGCCAGAUCUUAUCAGCGAACAACUUGGUGCUGAACCUACAUUACCAUAUUUAAACCCUCAGUUGAAAGGAGAAGCUCUACUUGUUGGUGCCAAUUUUGCGUCAGCCGGGGUUGGAAUUCUCAGCGACACCGGAGCACAAUUUUUACACAUAAUCCAUAUAGGCAAACAAUUGGAGUACUUUGAGCAAUAUCAAGAAAGAUUAAGAAAGUUAAUUGGAGAAGAUGAAGCCCAAACACUAGUAAACUCAGCUCUUGUACUCAUAACCCUUGGUGGAAAUGAUUUCGUUAACAAUUACUAUCUAGUUCCAUUCUCAGCCAGAUCUCGACAGUUCUCCAUCGAAGAUUACGUUUCUUUCCUCAUUGUCGAAUACAAGAUAAUUUUAUCUAGGCUGUAUAAUUUGGGAGCAAGACGGGUACUUGUGACAGGAACCGGUCCGCUGGGUUGUGUGCCAGCAGAGAUAGGAAUCAGACAAGCUCUAACCGGAGAAUGUGACCCGCAACUACAAAAGGCAGCAAGGUUAUAUAACCCUGCCCUAGAACAGAUGCUGAAUGGACUCAACGAGGAAGCUGGUGAUCACGUAUUUAUCAGCGCCAAUGCUUUCGAAAUGCACAACGAUUUCAUCAGUAAUCCACAAGCUUUUGGCUUUGUUACUUCAAAGAUUGCUUGUUGUGGACAAGGGCCGUACAAUGGAAUAGGGCUUUGCACAUCUUUUUCAAACCUUUGCCCUAACAGAGACGUAUAUGCCUUUUGGGAUGCUUUCCAUCCAAGUGAGCGCGCUAACAGACUCAUUGUUUCGAAGUUCAUGAUUGGUGAUGAGAAAUAUAUGAAGCCAAUGAAUCUCAGUACUAUUUUGGCUUUGGAUUCAAGGGUCUAACUUAUUAUUAAUUUACCCUUAUUAUUUAUUAUUCAUCUAAUAGCAAAUGUAGUACUUGAAAUGCUGGUUCUUAUAAAACUUUAGAGUGUUGCAUGAAUUUCAUUUUGACCAAACAAAAAAACUAAAUAAAUAUAUUUAGAGUGUUGAAUGGCAAAGUUUAAUACGGAUGUUUAUUUGGUA
Papaver somniferum (opium poppy) is the source of this 1452-nucleotide messenger RNA. RefSeq names its product GDSL esterase/lipase At4g28780-like. The coding region runs from base 154 to 1272 and encodes 372 amino acids. The transcript has 5 exons. NCBI's taxonomy places the organism in Eukaryota, Viridiplantae, Streptophyta, Magnoliopsida, Ranunculales, Papaveraceae. The record is from RefSeq and is a predicted model, not a curated record. Gene Ontology annotation, molecular function: hydrolase activity, acting on ester bonds.